UUACUGUAGGUAUGUAGGACUGUUUAGUUAACUGCAGUUAUGUAGCUCUGUAUGGUAGUAUACUUAUUAUUAUGUUCUCCUCUCAGUGCCCGCAGGAGUAUGGAACUUGACGCUAGCUGACAGUGGCACAGAGGAUCUGCUGGUGACGUGGGUUUCUGCUCCCGGAGAUGUGGAUCAUUAUGAAGUUCAGCUGCUCUUUAAUGACAUGAAGGUGUUUCCACCGAUCACAUUAACCAGCAGCACCAACAGAUACCUGCUCUCUUCACUCACCCCUGGAAGACUCUACAAAAUUGUGGUGUCCACCUUUAGCGGACCAAACCUCAGUGUGCAGUUUGUCAAAGGCAGAACAGUUCCCAGUAAAGUGAAGAACAUUCAUAUCAGUAAUGCCGGUCAGAGCAGCAGUCUUAGAGUGAAUUGGACACCUGGGCAGGGCGAUGUGGACAGGUACGCUGUGUCACUGUCCCAGAUGGGUGGUCAGGCAGAGGAGAAAUCAGUCCCUAAACAUGUGAAUGAGAUCAUUUUCCAGGGUCUAUUGCCAGGACAACAGUACAUGAUAACCAUAGCAUCAAUCAGUGGAUCUCUGAUCAAUAACAGCACAGCAACAGGACGAACAGUACCCUCUUCCGUGACUGCUCUACUGGUGGAGAACCAGAACAGCACGUCUAGUCUGCUGGUGUCAUGGCAGCCGGGUCGAGGGGUGUAUGACAGCUAUCAACUGCAGCUGCUAGAUGACAGAGGAACUCUGGUGUCUAAUAGCUCUCAAACUGCAGAAGCCAGCCAGCAUAACUUCAGACAGCUCACUCCAGGAAGAAAAUAUCGCAUCAUGAUACAAACCAUCAGUGGAGGAAUCAGCAGCAAAGAUGUCAUUACUGAGGGCAGAACCAGUCCAGCGACUGUUAAUAACCUGUCCAUCAUAAGCAACUCAACCACAAGCUUGUCGUUCCACUGGGAUCUGCCAGACGGGGAGUUUGAUGGAUUUGAUGUUUUUCUGUAUGCUAGAGAUGAAAGCUUGCAUGAUCAGAAAACAGUAAUGGUGAACAAGCAGGACUGUUCUUUCCAGAACCUUCGACCUGGGAUGCUGUACAAGGUGGUUGUUCUGACCCGCAGUGGAGAUCAGACCAAUGACACAUCCAUCUGGGCCCGGACAGUUCCUGCAGCUGUGACGUUCUUGCAUGCUGACAGUAGAACAGGCUCUGAGAGUCUGUGGUUGAGCUGGAAACAGGCCGGGGGUGAAGUGAGCCGCUACACCCUCCUGAUCUACAAUCCUGAUGGGACUCAACAUGCGGAGCAGAGUUUGGGCCCGGAGAGCAGAAGUUACAUGUUUGAAAGGCUGGUGCCUGGACGACUUUACCAGGCCGUCGUCCUUACACACAGUGGAGAUCUAACAAACAUGGCAAAUACUACUGGCAGGACAGACCCUAGGCCACCAGUCUCAUUCUCAUUUGGAGAAAUUACUAACACUUCACUGGAGAUCACCUGGAGCAGUCCAGAAAACACUGAUUAUGAUGACUUUGACCUUCAGUGGAGCCCAAGGGACCACCUGUCUGUGUUUAACCCCUACCACAGCCCCACAUCUGGAAACCGUAUUCUGAAAGGCAUGUACCCUGGCCGUCAGUACAACAUCAGCCUGCGUACGGUCAGCGGUGCUGGAACCAACAACCCUACCUACAGCUCUCCGGUCCACAGGAGCAUCAGGACAAAGCCUGAGCGUGUCCAGAGUCUGCACUGCCGUCCUCAGAACUCUACAGCCAUUUCCUGUUCCUGGAGUCCCCCCGAAGCUGACUUUGACUCUUACACCAUAGAGUGCUUGAGAAAGGACUCUCUGAGAAUGAUGUACUCCCAGCGCACAGUCAAAGAGAACACCAUCUAUCUGAUCAAAGAUCUGGAGCCUCAUAAGCAGUACAUUGUCUCUGUCAAAGUCAUCUCUGACAGUAUGACCAGUGAGGCAGUCAUGGAAAAUGUGGUCACAAUGAUAGACCGUCCACCUCUGCCCUCAAUUCGCAUCGAUGAGAAUACAGUUCAGGUUAAUAAGUCAACCAUAUCCUUCAAGUUCAACUGCAGCUGGUUCAGUGAUAUCAAUGGUGCCGUGAAAUACUUCACCAUCAUCAUAACUGAAUCUUCUGACAGUGAAAACCAGCAUCCAUACCAGCAUCAUCCUCUUCCCUCAUACCUGGACUACAGAUCCAACAGCUCCGUCAAAGCUUAUCAGACCAGUUACUUCCUCAGUCACUGUGAAGAGAGCCAAAACACAGUGCAGGAGUUUGAGAUUCAUCUGGGAUCAGGCAUGGAGAGACUUGGAGGAAGAUGUGAUCAGAAAACAUCAACUGAUGCCUUGCAACAGCAGGCGAUCUACUGUGAUGGGCAACUGAAACCCAAGACAGCAUACAGACUCAGUGUUCGAGCGUUUACAAAACUUUUUGGUGAGAAAGAUGAGGAGUUUAUCUCUCCGCUCUAUACUGAUACAUACCUGUCCAAGCCCAUCACGACAGACGCAGAGCCAUUGAGUGGGGUCAUCGAAGGGGUCAGUGCUGGACUCUUCCUCAUCGCCACCAUGGUGGGACUAAUUGUUCUGCUGAUCUGCAGACGGAAAGUCCACAAAAUGAGUGCACAAGAGCCUGUGGUCAGAAUGAGUUUGAGAAGAGAAAGACAACCCCCAGGAACUCAUGUCAUUGUUAGAGGGAACCGUCGUGUCUCAAGUCCCAUCAGCUUCACAAAUUUUGAGUCACAUUUAGCUAAACUUCGAGCAGAUUCCAGCUACCUCCUUUCUGAUGAAUAUGAGGACCUGAAGGAUGUUGGUCGUAACCAACCUCAAGACGCAGCGUUAUUGCCUGAAAACAGAGGCAAAAAUCGCUACAACAAUAUACUGCCUUAUGAUUCUACAAGGGUGAAGCUGUCCUAUGUUGAUGAUGACUCCUGCUCAGAUUAUAUUAAUGCCAGCUAUAUUCCUGGCAAUAACUUCAGACGGGAGUAUAUAGCAACUCAGGGUCCUUUGCCCGGCACUAAAGAUGAUUUCUGGAAGAUGGUCUGGGAGCAGAAUGUGCACAACAUAGUUAUGGUGACACAAUGUGUUGAGAAAGGAAGGGUGAAGUGUGACCAUUACUGGCCAUUUGAUCUGGAGCCCCUGUAUUAUGGGGAUCUGGUCGUUCAGAUGCAGUCAGAGUCUGUGCUGCCCGAAUGGACCAUCCGAGAAUUCAAGAUCUGUAAUGAGGAACAGCCUAACUAUUCCCGAGUCGUACGUCAGUUUCAUUACACUGUGUGGCCGGAUCAUGGAGUUCCAGAGAUCACGCAGUCACUCAUUCAGUUCGUGCGGACUGUGAGAGACUAUAUCAACCGGACGCCCUUCUCUGGAGCCACUGUAGUGCACUGCAGGUGGACAGUCAUUUUUACAGCACUACCUUGAUCAUAAUGAUGUGUAGUCU
Molecule: messenger RNA, 3419 nt
Organism: Carassius gibelio (silver crucian carp)
Lineage: Eukaryota; Metazoa; Chordata; Actinopteri; Cypriniformes; Cyprinidae
Product: receptor-type tyrosine-protein phosphatase beta-like
Exons: 19
Coding region: 206-3400 (1064 amino acids)
Biological process (GO): angiogenesis; protein dephosphorylation
Molecular function (GO): cadherin binding; protein tyrosine phosphatase activity
Source: RefSeq, a predicted model, not a curated record